Molecule: messenger RNA, 1987 nt
Organism: Mya arenaria
Lineage: Eukaryota; Metazoa; Mollusca; Bivalvia; Myida; Myidae
Product: integumentary mucin C.1-like
Exons: 4
Coding region: 224-766 (180 amino acids)
Source: RefSeq, a predicted model, not a curated record
UGUAAUUUAAACAUCUGGUAGUUUUACUUUAAAACGUUGAGGGCGCUUUUGAAAGGAAGAAAAUUGUUAUGAAAUAAUUUACUUAAACCGUUCAUACAGGUUAAUUUUGUUUAGAUAGUUAAGCAGUUAUGAUUGCGCUGUGAAACAUAUUUAGCAUUAGACUAAUAUUGAAAUAGUUUUUCAGUGAAGUGAACCUUUUUAAAUUAAUAUCUUACAGAUAAAAAUGGUGUUUGUGUGUAUUCUACUGCUACCAGCUGUAUUGCUCUACGGGGCUUCCGCCGAGGUUGACAGUGCAUGUAACCCGGGUGUGUGUGCGAAUGGUUUUGUGUGUGAAAACAACUUCUGUAAAAUACCUGCUUCAGGGAAUUGUACGGAAAAACAAACAACCCAAGCACCGCCAACAACAACAGCGACGAAAACAACAACAGCAACGUCAACAACAACGACGGCACAAGCAGGUUCUUCACCUGCUGCAGACACUACAACACAACCCGCCGCGCCAACCACUGAAACAACUACUCCUGCUCCUGAAGCGACAACAGCAUCACCUAGUGUUGGUCGAAGAAAGAGAGAAGCAUCUCCACAGGAGUGUGUGGCCAACGCACUUUGCCUUCCUGACGGAGAGCAGUUGACAUGUCACUGUAAUCAAGGAUAUACCGCUGACAGCAAUGGUUCUUGCCAACAAGAUAACGCCGCAGGUUCUCAGUACAAGGCCAGCACUUGGAUCACAUUUGGAGCUGCCAUUCUACUGAUGAUGAUGAAAUAAUCGUAACCAAUGAAUAACGGACAAAAAUAGUAGUGCUUUACUUCGUAUACAAGACUAUAAGUAUCUUCCAUGGCCGAGAGUGUAAGAUAGGUUCAUUCCGACCCGAGAGUAGGGUGUUUUGCGGAAACGAGGUUUACCUCGUUUCCGCAAAACACCCUGCGCGAGGGUCGGGAUGAACCUAUCUUACACGAGCGGCUAUGGUAGAUGCUUUGUCUCCCACCUCAGUUAAAAAAAUGAAGUAAAGAUGUAUUUUUUUGCCGGAACUCUUUUGUGCUUAGUGAAAAUAAUUGCAUACGAAUAUGCAAUAAUUCGUGGUUUUCAUGGAUAUUCGCGCAGUGAUUCAGAGUAUGUAAAUGGUCUGAUCGGUCUUUAAAUAGUUCUAAGAAAAGUGAAGCAUUAUUUCUUGAAAGGUGCGUGAAAACUGUUUUCUGGUGACAUUUGAAGCGAGAAAUAAUUAACUCGCGUUCUAAAUAUUGCCACCAGACAAGGUUUCCAUGAUGCGCUACAGACGACAGUCUUCAACAAGGGAGGUAUUUACAAUGUGGUGACCAUUAAAAGAAGUUCCAUACGGGCAUUUUAUCUUCGCCCGUGGGCAAUAUAAGAAUUUCUAGCAUGGUUAAAUUAAUGGAUCUACUUAUCUGAGGUGGGAGAAGUACUUCUCUGGUCGUAUGAAAAUGUAUGAACAUUGUUGUCAGAAUUUCUGUUGAUUUAUUGUAUGUUGCUAUUUUGUAUACAAUAAUUUCUUCUCUGAAUGUCUGGAAACGUAUGCAUAUGGCUGUUAUACCAUACCUGUCGAUUUACUGAGCGCUUUUCUUGGUUCAUGAUAUUACAUUGGUCUGAUGACGCUUUAUGCCGAAUAACAGACUUGCCGUAUAAACUCUGAACCUAGAUCAUGCUCUCUGCAGGUGAUAUGUCUGACGCUGUCAUGCUGGUUUCGACCUUCAUAUAGCGGCUACCUUAUCAACGAGCGCACGGCCAUAUAUAGUAACAUCAAGAAUUCCAAUUAAAUACAAAGGGUGUGUCAGAUAUGGAAUCAAAAUUUAAAUUUCGUAAAACUACAUGUAGAUAAACUUUAUGUAAUUUUACCAGUCCAACUAUUUGUUUUAAAAUGCAAUUCAUAAUAACCAUGAUUUAAGGAAUCGAAUGAUCCGCUCGUUGAUAUGAUGACCUUGUUAUCUUUAUGCAAUUGUUAUCAACUCGCAAUAAAAUAUAAAACUCUAA